AUGCGCUUUUCUGCGUCACUGGAUUCGGCCUCUUCCCCUGGCGCGCCCGUGAACUCUACCUGUGGUGUCGAUGGCGUCUGGGGCCAGGGAAAACCAAUCAACAGAAAGCGUUGGAUCACCUCGGAGAAAUCCACGCAAAUUGGCACCCGGGAAAUGAGACGGCGGCUAUGCUACACCUACCCCGAGUUGGAAACUAGAUGUGGUAGUCUGGGGAAAUAUCUUGAAUACAGUUUUUCAGGUCUGCCUAGCGGUCUGCAUAUUCGAUCGACCCAGUUGGACGACAGGGCUGUUCGUCGGCUUGGCCUGCGUGGCAGCUGGGAUCCCCGGCAUCAUAAUGUGGAUGGAGAAAAACGGAUCAAGAAGGCGAACGAGCAUCCUGGAGCCCUAUUAUUUAUUCAUAUCGCCAAUUCUGGCUUGCCAGGCGCGACUACCAAAGCUUAUACACCGGUAGACCAGGAAGGAUAA
Penicillium cosmopolitanum is the source of this 465-nucleotide messenger RNA. RefSeq lists its product as uncharacterized. NCBI's taxonomy places the organism in Eukaryota, Fungi, Ascomycota, Eurotiomycetes, Eurotiales, Aspergillaceae. The transcript is spliced from 3 exons. The record is from RefSeq and is a predicted model, not a curated record. The coding region runs from base 1 to 465 and encodes 154 amino acids.